UUUUCUUCUCAAACGCACUCACACGGCUUUAAAGUCUCUUAAGCCUCCUCUUGACCAACCCGACGGACAGCUGGAUAUUUACAUGGUGUGUUUUGGUUCCGCCUAAAAGACCGGGGUGUCCCCCCACCCCCGCAUGCCGAUUUGGUGUCUCCUAACGUCCACACGUCCAGCUGAUUGCUUUGACUACCUUUCAAUUAUUCCUUUCCAAACUCUACGUUUUCUGGGACUCUACCGACAGUCUUUGUGGUCCGAAGCGACCCACGUUCUCGCGACUCGCUUCACGAAUCUCCCGAGGAUUGAACACGACGAGGGCAUUUUUUCGAGUCCUCGUCGCCUUUUUGGAUCGUCGCUCCGCCGAGCGAGCAGGCCGCGGACUCAUCCCCAGCCUCGCGUAGCUUCUUGUGGCCGCCAUGGGCGACACUAGCGAGAGAAGCAAGCCGCCCAGUCUCCCUCCCCGGUGUCCGUGCGGCUUUUGGGGGUCCAGUAAAACCAUGAACCUCUGCUCCAAAUGCUUUGCUGACAUCCAGAAGAAGCAGCCUGGAGAAGACUGCACCUCCAAGGCCAUGCAGAGCAGCGGGAGCAGCCAGACGCCUGUCUUCAGUAGCGAGACCACCGCCAUCUCCACCACCAUCUCCACCACCAUUUCCACCAUCGCCAGCAGCAGCAGCAGCAGCAGUCCGUCUAUAUCUUCAGCAUCGUCAACGUCACCACCCAGCCCUGCAGAGCAGCCAGCGGCCGAAGAACCGUCGCCGUUGUUUGCCACCUCCAGGGAGGGUGUGUCGUCCACAGAAACGGCGCAGGGCACACUGUGCACGCCCACAAAGCGUCCUCGAGAGUCAGCCUCAGAGAGCGAGGCCACUCCUGAGAAGCGGCCACGGGCAGAGGGAAAAGACGGCGAUGGCGAGGAGGCAGGAGCGACGCCCAAGCAAAAGAAACGCCGGCGCUGCUUCCGCUGCCAAACCAAACUGGAGUUGGUCCAGCAGGAGCUGGGCUCCUGUCGCUGCGGAUACGUCUUCUGCAUGCUGCACCGCCUCCCCGAACAACACGACUGCCUCUUUGACCACCUGGGGCGGGGGCGUGAGGAGGCCGUCCUCAAGAUGGUCAAACUGGACCGCAAGGUGGGGCGCUCGUGCCAACGCAUCGGGGAGGAGUGCUCCUGAUCGGCCACGCCCCUGCUCGCCAUCCGGUCCGAGACGAGGCGCUUACCAAGAUGGGGAAUGGGGGGAGGGGGGUUGAGGAACAAUGACCAUGGGGGGUUGGGAGGGGGAGGGAAGAGGAGGACCUGAGCUUGAUGAUUGAUUUUCCUGCCGGAGUGUCUGAUUGGACUCCUGACGAGGCCGCUCACACUCACACAGCCUUAACCCCGCCCACAUCUCCGGAGGAGGCGGAUCCACUUGGCCAUGUGGUCCUCUUCCCUGCUCGCGCCCCCCCUCCCCACGAGUACAGCAACUUCUGGACAUUGAGCUGAACGCUCGUCGUCUUCUGUCGGUCGCGGCCUCCGCCUGGCGACCCGCACCUCAGGUCGACCCCACCUUCCUCUUCCUCUUCUUCACUUUUCUUCCGCCAGCGCUCGGGUCCACGUGCAGGGCUGGACCUUGGGCUCUGAUGCUCACGUGGACCGCUGACUCCAGGGAAAACCCAAACCGUGUGUGUGUGUGUGUGUGUGUGUGUGUGUGCACGUGAGUGGGGGUGGGUGUGUGCGCGCGUGUAGCAGACCCUCCUCUUCUUCCCCCCUCUGACGCUCGGUACUGUUGUUCCUCACACUUAGCGGGAAGUACGACUGAAUUUUUGUAUUCUAAUGAAGUUGUUCACCAAAACACCGCCAAGAGUACCUGAAGUAAUCACAUGACCUGCUACCCUCCUCAAACGCUUCUUUUAAUUUAUUUCUUAUUUUGUGGCUACAAUUUGUCAUUUUAUGUUUGGAUUGAGGCCGUUUGUUUGCGACAUAAUAGAAUCUUUUCUCUCGAUUGAGGCCGGCGAGGCGUCCGCUGUGAAGCCUGCAGGCUGAUCAUCGCUUAGCCAUAACUCCACCAGUGGAUUUCCACAGGAAAAAGACUCCAAGUCCUACAGUGGCGACGUUUGAGCGAUAUCUGAGAUGAUAUGCAAUCCUGUGGUCGGCCUGCAUCCUUGCAUCAGGCAGGCGGAUGUUGCCAACGUCUCCCAAUGAAGGUUGAAUCUGGCGUCUGCUGCCAUCACUGAUUCCACCUGUCAUGGCGCCACUGCUCGCCUCCAAUCCGGAAAAGGCCGUUUCCUAAAUUGACGUAUCCGUGUCGUAUCCUUGCUCUUAAUCAGUGACACGUGUGGACUUGGAAGAAGAAUUGACAAGUUUGUUCCGGCAUUCCGACACGAAAACGAGCAUCUUUUCUUUGACUUGUCACCAAUGAACAAUUGCUAGUCGUUCCUCCGGCCCUAAAAGGGAGAAAACGUCACGGCUCGCUCCUGUGUUUGGAAAGAAAAUGAUUCUUUUUGAGUGCUAAUGAGAAACGGAAGAAAAUGAAUAUCUUUGUGUACCUUUUUAAAGAAAAGAAUUAUUUAACCUUAUAUCAGUUUGAGUUACUUACACCCUAGCAUAGAGUGGCAUAUUUAGUUCAAUGUAUUAAAAAAGAACAUAAUUUGUCCUGUUUUUUUCCUUUUAAUUUUAUUGUGUUCCUUUUUCUGCUGAGGAAAUAAAAACUGGAUUAGAG
Doryrhamphus excisus (bluestripe pipefish) is the source of this 2684-nucleotide messenger RNA. It is a transcript of the gene zfand3, whose product is annotated as zinc finger, AN1-type domain 3. Lineage: Eukaryota; Metazoa; Chordata; Actinopteri; Syngnathiformes; Syngnathidae. Gene Ontology annotation, molecular function: zinc ion binding; DNA binding. The record is from RefSeq and is a predicted model, not a curated record.